Catharus ustulatus (Swainson's thrush) is the source of this 803-nucleotide messenger RNA. Its product is annotated as WW domain-binding protein 11-like. The coding region runs from base 26 to 616 and encodes 196 amino acids. The record is from RefSeq and is a predicted model, not a curated record. The transcript has 3 exons. Lineage: Eukaryota; Metazoa; Chordata; Aves; Passeriformes; Turdidae.
GCAGGGACAGAAGAUCAGGGACAGAAUGAAAUCCCCAGAAUACCCUGGUGACCGGGCUCCUCCCCCAGAUUCUGCUUCUCCUGCCGUUUGUGAUUCGGUGAGACAGAUGGGGAGUUUUUUAAAGAAAAUCCUGGAGCCAUCCGAGCAGGAUGCAUUUGACCACUUGACAUGGAUGGAAAAACCUUGUAUUAACAUCGCGGGCCUGCACUCAGAGGAUGUGCCGCCUUCGCCCAACGUGGGGCUGCCCGGCGCCCUGAUCCCGCGGGAGCCGCCCGGGCCGGCCUACGUGACCCACACGGGGCCGCUGGUGCGGCUGCUGCUGCAGCAGGAGCGCCCGGGGAGGGCUCCGGCUCCGGCUCCGGCUCCGGCCCCGGCUCCGGCUCGGCACGGCCCGGCUCGGCCCCGCUCGCAGCCCCGCACCGAGCCCCGAGGCGCUGCGGAGCGGAGCCCCGUGCGGAGCGGCACCGCCGGCAUCCGGGAGCGUCCCACGGGAAUUCCCAGGGAGAAGAGCACCUUGGCACCACCGAGUGUUUGCCACAGGGUUAUUUUUGCAAGAAAACCUCCCUCGACUGUGCUGCCCCAGAGCAACCCGGCGUGUUCCAGCCAGAGGGAAUGACCUGGCUGCAGCUGAAGCAAAGCAAAGCAAAGCAAAGCAAAGCAAAGCAAAGCAAAGGAAGAUGCUCCUGAGUGUUUUCGAGACUCCAUUAAACUUCCCUUGUGAGCAGCAUUUGACUCUUGGAGUCUUUUCCUAAAAGGCUGAUUGGAAUGAAAGCAGAAGGGGGUGGAAAUGUGUCCUGUUCUCU